Messenger RNA from Rosa rugosa (rugosa rose), 705 nucleotides. Its product is annotated as pentatricopeptide repeat-containing protein At2g02750-like. The record is from RefSeq and is a predicted model, not a curated record. Lineage: Eukaryota; Viridiplantae; Streptophyta; Magnoliopsida; Rosales; Rosaceae. The transcript has a single exon. Gene Ontology annotation, biological process: RNA modification. Gene Ontology annotation, molecular function: RNA binding; protein binding. The coding region runs from base 1 to 705 and encodes 234 amino acids.
AUGGUCCACACCCAUCUCCUCAAAACCGGGUUCUUCUCCGACGUCUAUGCAGCCACAGCUCUCACGGACGCUUCCAUGAAGCUCAACCUCAUGGACGAUGCACUCAAGGUGUUCGACGAAAUGCCUCACCGAAACUUGGCUCCCGUAAACACUGUGAUUUCCGGGUUGUUGCAUAAUGGACAUCUCAGAGAGGCUUUAAAGGUGUUCAAGAGCAUUGGUUUUGGAGGGCUCGGGUUGAAUUCGGUUACUAUAGCUAGUGUGUUUUCAGCGUGUGACAAUGUGAAGCAGGGGAUGGGAAUGGAUUGCGUGGCGGUGAAGCUCGGGGUUGAGAGUGAUGUUUAUGUUGCUACCUCAGCUGUGAGUAUGCAUUCGAGCUGUGGGGAGUUGGUUUCUGCUGCAAAGUUGUUUGAACAUAUGCCUGUCGAGAAUGUGGUGAGCUAUAAUGCUUUUAUAACAGGGCUUUUGCAGAAUGGAGUUCCAAGGGUGGUGUUGGAUGUGUUUAAGAAAAUGAGAGCAUGUAGAGGUGAAAAUCCGAAUUCAAUGACAUUGGUUUCGGUUCUUUAUGCUUGCGCUAGUGUUUUGUACCUCCGAUUUGGUAGGCAGGUGCAUGGUUUGAUCAUGAAAGAUGAUGGUAUCGGCAUUGGAGUUCGGAUGCAUGGAGGAGGUGGUGGAGGAGGGCGUCUGUUGGAUCGAUUUGGCUUUUAG